AAGACAGGGCGCCAAGGACGGGGAGGCACAGCGCUUCCUACCAUCCAAGAAAAAGACGUAUUUCUCCGUUAUCCUUUAGUGUUGGCGUCGCCUUACCAUCCCAGGGCCAAAGGGAAUCUUCACGGACCACUGUGCUCAGAUAUUAAUGGUGAGCACUUCAAGAUAAUUAAUUUGUGGAGCCAAGCUUGUCAAGACUGGAUGACCACUUCUUUUGGCAUUUCUGUUACUCACAGAGAGGUGAUGUAAGGCUGGAGCACACUUGACCCUGGCUGUGUUGUCACUUCAGCUUUGCUUUCACUCUGAAGGCAGAGCCAACAUGUGAGAACUGAACUGUCUCUGGGGAGUAAGAUGGGAAGCCCAUUGCAGACUCCAUCCCUUGCUACAAGUUGCAGUAGGUAUUACUGACAUUGUCUUGGGAAAUUUAUGAAACUAAAGUGAGCCCUUUGGGAAGCUUCUCCAUCAGCCAGGCAGUGCAGAGAGGAGGAAAUUUCCAGUCCUCUCUGGAAUAUGGAUAAUCAGAUGAACCUUAAGUAGCAGUAAGUUCAGUUGAAACCAUAGAAGCAUGGAAGGUGUGUUGGAAGAAGCAGAGGCUCCAAAUAGUCCUGCAGAUUUGCCUUUGCAUCAGGAUCUUUUGAGAAACCAACAGAACAAGGAUGGAAAGAGUUUGAGCUCAAAAAGUAUGGAAGGUGUGAUUGAAGAAGCAGGGGCUGCGAGUAGUUCUGCAGCAUUGUGUUUGCAAUUUGGUCUUUCAAGAGACCAGGAGAAGAUUUCUGUUCAGGGAGAUACAGAUGAAGAUACAGUUGUGAGGGAAAAUGGGAAGCAAGGUGUUUGUGAAAAUGGUGUUGAAAGUAUUGAAUGUGUGGGUCAGGAUGUACAAACUAAAGUAGAUAAGGAAACAAAUGGAAAUUCUGUAGGAAAGCUGGAUGACAGCAAGGAAAAGGAAAAUAAUCCAGACUGUGAGCAUUACCCUGAAGUAGAGAAUAACAAGAACACUGGGGACCACACUCCAACGGGGGAUAUGGAUGAUAAUGUAGCUGAGACUGAAGAUCUUGAUGGCAAACCAAAUACAGUUCAUGGUAGUGAAGAAAAUAUGGAUACAAGCAGUGAGGAAACAGGAAAAAGUUCAGUAGGUGGUUUAGUUGACUCUGCCAUUACAGAUAGAGUUAAUGAAUCAAAAUGUGAAGUGAGUGUGGAUGAGGGUGCUGUUCGUGAAAGGGAACAGGAACUUAAUGAAAAUGGCUGCCAACCAGAAGCAGAUGGUCAUGGUGGAAGUGAAUGUCCGAGUGAUGAAAAGCUUACAGAGGCUGCGGAAGAAAGUGAAGCAGUCAUCUGUAAUAAUGAAGUGGCAGGGAAAAUAAGUGGAACUGAGGAUUCAGACCGAAUCCUUUAUCAUGAAGAAAGGGCAAUGAAAAGGAGUGAGAUAAGAGACUCAGAGAAAGUGCAUGCUAAGAGUAAGGAUGCUGAGAAACUUACAGAAGAUGCAGAAGAGAAUGAAGGUGCUACCAAUCAUGAUGAACUGGUGGUGGGUGGAAGUGGGAUUGGAGAUUCAGAGGACAAGACUGCUGUGGAUAAGGACACGGGCAAGUCUGCAGAGGAUUUAGAAGAAAGUGAAGGAGAGAACCCUAACCCAGAAGCCAUGCCUGUUGAGGAUACAAGUGAGAUGGAAGCUGAGGUUACGCAAGAAGAAAAAGAGAAAGAGGAGAACUGUGUUGAAAUGGUUGAAGCUGAUGGGGAUGAAAUGAACCGUGAAAAAGCAGAAGGAAAGGAGGAGAUUAAUGAUGAAAGGAGAGGUGAAGAGGAGAAUGAGAUCGAUCUUGAAACAUCAGGACGAAAGGAGAUGAGAAAGGAAGAGGAGGAGAGUGUUGAAAUGAUAGGAGAGGAGAGAAGUGUUGAACUGGCUGAAGAGAAAGAGGUGGACACUGAAAGAAAAGAAGAAGAGAAGGAAAAGGUUGAAACUGCAGAAGGAAAUGAAAUGGAUAUUGAAAGGGCAGAGGGGACGAAGGAAAGGGAUGCUGAGAUUCAAGAAGAGGAGGAAAGGAAAGUGGAAGAGAAGCAAGGUGUUGAAAUGGAUGAAGAGGAGAAGGAAAGGGAUAAUGAAACUGCAGAAAGAGAGGAAAUGGGGAUUGGAACAUCAAAAGAAACAGAGAAGAUGGGUGAUGAAAAGACAAAAGAAAGGGGGAAAGAAUCAGAAAUAGAAGAGGAGGAAUUUGGAGGAGCUAGAGGAGAGGAAGUUGAGGAAAAGAUAGAAAAGAGCCAAGAAUAUAAGGCAAGUUUAAAGGAAGGGUCAAAGGAUAAGGAUAAGGAAAAAGAUGGAGGAAAGGGGGAAGAAUUUGCUGAUGAGCUGCAUGCAUCGAUGGGCAAAGAAGAAGCUCGGAAAGUGGCAAGUGAAAAUACCAUUGCGUUAAGAAAGGGAGGUAUGGAAGGGGAGUCACCGAAGCAAGAUAAGUCAGAGGAAAGAAAUGUAACCAAAGAAAUAAAACAUGAUGGUGCUGAAGAACAUUUACCACACAGAGAUGAAGAUGAAACAUGUGAAAAGCAAAAGAAUGGAGUAGGUCAGUUAGUCCAGUCAGAUCCAUUGAAAGAAUCACAAAACCGAACAUGUGAACACGAUUUAGAACCACAUCAGAAAGAAACUAACAAAGAUCUAACUGCGCUGACAGCUGCUGAAGACUUACAGACCAUAACAAAAGAACAAACACCUGAGAAAACUGUUAGUAAGUUAGAUGUAGUAAAUGCAGCUGAGGACUCUCUUGACUGUACUGGUAAAAAUCAACCUGAAGCAGAUGAGGAAGUCAGUGAAAGGGCUGGUGAAUCAGAUGUACCAAACCUAGACGAGCCUUCACCAAAACAGACUGAACAAAAUGAACCAGAAAUUGAAGAACGGGAGGAAAGCAAUAGUGAGAGAAAAACAAUAAACCAACAAGAAGUAGAGAAAAGCAAGAGUGGGCAGAGUAUUGCAGAGAGAGAAACAUUGAGUGAACAAGAAGUAGAGAACAGCAGCACUGGGAAGAGUACGAAGGAGAGAGAAACAUUGAGUGAACAAGAAGUAGAGAACAGCAGCACUGGGAAGAGUACGAAGGAGAGAGAAACAUUGAGUGAACAAGAAGUAGAGAACAGCAGCACUGGGAAGAGUACGGAGGAGAGAGAAACAUUGAGUGAACAAGAAGUAGAGAACAGCAGCACUGGGAAGAGUACGGAGGAGAGAGAAACAUUGAGUGAACAAGAAGUAGAGAACAGCAGCACUGGGAAGAGUACGGAGGAGAGAGAAACAUUGAGUGAACAAGAAGGGGAGAACAGCAGCACUGGGAAGAGCACGGAGGAGAGAGAAACAUUGAGUGAACAAGAAGGGGAGGAAAGCAACAGUGGGCAGAGUAUUGAAGAGAGAGAAACACUGAACCAGCAAGUAGUAGAGAGAGGCAACAGAGGGCAGAGUACUGAGAAGAGGAAAAUAUUUAAACAGCAGGGAGAGGUACAAUGGGACACUUCUUCAAACCAAGUCAUCAAGGAAUCAGAUCUCUUGUGCACUGAUUGUACCUUACUGGAGGUUAUCCCUAAAGCUGGUAAACAGUUCCAUAGUAGUGGGGAAGUGACAUCAGAGGCAGGACAGUGUGGUGAGAAAAAUAAUCCCAUAGAGAUGAAACACAAAGGUAUUGGUAGUGUGACCUCCAGUGAUGUUGGAGAGGCAGUUUGUAGCACCAGUAAGAUCAUGUCUGGUAAGAACAGCAUUGCAAGAAAGUCAACCAGUAAGAUGAACUGUAAAAUUCCAAAAAGCUCCAAGAAUCAAAGUAUUAACACCAACGAAGAGAAAGGCAGACCAGAACAAGGAGGAGAAAGAGGUGAGGCUUCCCCUGCAGGACUCCACAAGCAGGUGUCCUCACUGCUUCAGCAUCCCUCAGCCAAGGAGACACCCAGCAGGAAGGUGCCUAGUAAAGUCUAUGUAUACACUCGUCGUCCAGAAGGGAAAAUAACUACAUUGCCUUGGUCCACAGUACCCUCACAACAAUGGAAUCAGAGUGAAAAAAUGCAGGACUCUGAUGACUCAGACAUAGAAAUCAUUUCAGAAAACAUUGCAGCACCCAGUAAUGCUUUAUUGCCCAGGAGUGUAGCCCCCAUAGUGUGUGAGGUGUGUUACAUGAUAUGGAAUAACAAUGUGCUUGAGGCAAUUUUUGAGGGCAACAAGGCUGUCACUGUCAACUCCAAGAUCACAUAUGGUGCCAUCUUAUGCUUGAACAGGUAUGCAGACGUUCAUUACUGGGAAAACAAAGAGCAGACUCUGAGAAAUGUGUUGGAACGAGCUGACCUAGGCAGGAACAUUGGGAACCUGAGGAUGACGGACGUUAUUAAGUGGCUGAACCAUAUGAUCAGAGAUGGCUCAGUGAAGUGCUGUGAUGUGUUUGACGCUGUGUACGAUGCUGCGAAUGCCAGUAGUUUACUUACUUCUUUGCUGAAUCCAAAGCCAAAUGUUGCUUCAGAAUCAGCACCAAGGCAGGAAAACAAGGGAAAGCCUAUGGAAGAGACUCUCAAGAGGAAGACGGGCAGCUCCAAUAGAGUAAAUUCUCAAGGCCAAGCAUCAUCAGAAACUGCCAAGCCCAGCACCCACCCAGAUGCCUCCCCAAAAGUCUCAAGAUCAGAGGACAUCAAGAAGGUUGUGAAGUCCACACACACUCAGGCUAAAGUUAAGGAGUCUCCAUCCAGUACUGGAGAUGUGCUCAAGGGGAAGGACACCCUGAAGUCAAAUGCACAUACUCCCAAAACUGCCCUCAAGAAUAUAUCUGAAGUUGCAAACAAAACUGUGACUCAUGAAAAAGUUACUCUCAAGGAGUGCAGUGUCAAUUUGGGGAUACGUGUGCAAGUACCACAACAGAGAACCCGCUCACGGUCUGUCAGCAGCAGCUCACAAGCGGUUUCUAAGAGACGGCAACCCCUCAAGGAGGUGGAUAAGGAGGUGUCAUGUGAAAAGAAAGGCAGAGUCUCUGGCCCUCCACUGAGUGACAAGGAAUCUGCUGAUACAGAAGGUUCACUUCAUUUAGAAGAUAAAAAUCCAGCUGAAAAAACAGCUAGAAAGAAAUUCAGAGCAGCAGUGUCUAAACAAUCUCUUGAGGAAGAUAAGUCUGUAAGGGCAGGGGAGAAGAAAGAAAUGCUUGAGUCAGAGAGCUCAGAGGAUGGAGAGAAUACAAAUGAUUUACCAAUUGAUAAAGAUACAACUAAUGUGUCUGACAAAUUGGGUAAUGAAAAGAGCACUGGUGAAUCAGAACAGAAAGUGGAUGAAUCGGAAGAAAAUAAAACUGGGAAAAAUUCAAAUAGAGCAAAGGAGAAAAUUAUGUCUCAAGAUGACAUUGAUUGUAAAAGACCUGUUAAAAGGAAUAGGAAACCCUCCAACACUAAAGAGAAAACUGAUAAGAUGGACAUGUUGCAGGCAGAACACAAAGCAAAGCGAGUGAAGCAAGAUGUGAUCCCAGAUGUAUUGGUCAGUAACAAACCGUCCAGCAAUAAAGAGAAAACUGAUGAGACUGACAUAUUGCAGGCAGAAAAUAAAACAAAGGGAGUGCAGCAAGAUGUGUUGGUCAGCAACAGUUUGUCAAAACAGAAAAAGAGGCCCUCUGGAGACUCUGAGGUGAGUUUGUCAAAACAGAAAAAGAGGCCCUCUGUAGGCCCUGCACCCCAGUCCCUAAAGAAGCAGAGGGUGCUGAGUGAGGCACAAAGAGAUUCACCAGAUGAGGAUGUGUCAAAUCAUCCCUCUGAAGUUAAUGGAAGGUUAUCACCUACAACUGGCAGAAGGACUAGAGGGAAGACUAAGAGCUUUGCCUCAACAGACUCUGAGAGCUUGUCGCUUUCCCUUGAGAACACCAAUGACAACCUUUCAGACUCAGGUGGCAGAAGGACUAGAAGAAAGAGUAAGAGCUGUGCCUCGACAGACUCCAGGGACUCCGAGGACUUAUCACCUUCCCUUGAGAACACCACUGACAACCUCAUAGACACAGUUAGCAGAAGGACAAGAACAAAGAGUAAGAGCUGUGCCUCGACAGACUCCAGGGACUCCGAGGACUUAUCACCUUCCCUUGAGAACACCACUGACAACCUCAUAGACACAGUUAGCAGAAGGACAAGAAGGAAGAGUAAGAGCUGUGCCUCGACAGACUCCAGGGACUCUUACAGCUUAUCACUUUCCACUGAGAACACCAAUGACAGCCUCACAGAUACAGUUGAUGGAAGGACUAGAAGAAAGGUUAAGAGCUGUGGCUCAACAGACUCCAGGGACUCUGAGAGCUUGUCACUUUCCCUUGGAAACACCAAUGACAGCCUCACAGAUACAGUUGAUGGAAGGACUAGAAGAAAGGUUAAGAGCUGUGGCUCAACAGACUCCAGGGACUCUGAGAGCUUGUCACUUUCCCUUGGAAACACCAAUGACAGCCUCACAGAUACAGUUGACAGAAGAUCUAGAAGAAAGGCUAAGAGCUGUGCCUCAACAAACUCCAGGGACUCUGAGAACUUGUCACCUUUCCUUGAGAACACCAAUGACAGCCUCACAGAUACAGUUGGCAGAAGGACAAGAAGGGAGACUAAGCGUGUUGCCUCAGCAGAUUCCAGAAACUCUGAGAGCUUGUCACCUUCCCUUGAGAACACCAAUGACAGCCUUUCAGAUGACCCACCACCAAGCUGUGAGUUCUCUUAUGAGUCUGAUCAUGAAGUCAGUGGAAAAAGAUCAGUGUCCCCAGUAAUAAGAACAAGACCUGAAAAGACUUUAAAUUCUUCAAAAGUCUUAAAAACUAAAUCACAGAGAACACCAGCAGUCAAGGGAGUUGUCCCCCACAGUGAGUCAUCAUCUGACAGCUGUGGUCAACAGAUAACUGAUGCUGUUCAUUUGACUCCUCAGUUGAGUAGAUCCAUUGAUGGCAAACUUGGGCCAUGGUCUGAAAAUACUGAGGAGUCCACAAAUAUGUUAGUACAACAGUUAGGGUUGAAUGUUAGUGGCAUUAACCUGUACUGCAAUGUUACUGACACUAAGAUAUUAACCAAUGGGGACAUGAAAAAUAAGGCUUCUGACAGAGGGAAAUCCAUCCCAGCUUUAGAGACCAUGUUAAAGGAACGCUCAAACCUUGAUGGGGUUGCCAGAGAUGCAUUUGAUCUGCUUCCUUUUGAAUCAAGCAACUUUUCAAUCAGUGGUAAUAGUGCUAGCAAGGAACGCUUUCUCACCAAUCAGGAACUUCUUGUGCUACAGAACAUUUGUGUACUGAACCCUGAGAAUCCUGAUGUGGAUAUGUUCUAUCAGAUUCUCAUUCAGAUACUGCUGGCUCGUAAGCGAGUGUUGCUGGUGCCCAACAGCCUCACCCUCCUCCUCGUGGCUGAAGGGGUCCGCAGAGAGUUUAACCGUGCCAAGAGAAAGGGGAAGUAUGUACUGUAUCUUGCCCAGGACUGGGAUGCAGAUAAACUAUACACAGCUGAAGAUUUCUGGCUUGGUAAUAAGAGGCCCCCAAAUGUACCCAGUGUCAGCACGGUGCUGUCCAUGUUCUGCUUGUGGAAGAAUCUUGAGAAGCGAUUCCCCAUCUCCUUCCCCAUAGCAUUAGAGGAGCUGUGCAGGAACUUAGCGCUAUGGGAUGUGGACAAGAUAGGGAUAUGUGUAAAGCUUUACUCAAGAUACUGCACCUUUCUUUAUGAAGAAAAGAACCUAAACCUGACACAGUUCUUCCUAAACCAGCCAUUUCUUGGCUCUCAGACAGAGUUACAGAAGAAGACUUUGUUGUGUAGGAUGACAGGUAACUCUAAACAAACAGAUGAAAAAUCUUCUGAUGAAAAGUCUUCCAUUCACUCUUUUAAUGUAUCAGAGAAUGAUGUGCAGAUAUUGAUGAAGCAAUGCAUGGAGGCUGAACAAGCAGUGCUUCAGUCCUCCAGCCCAAAGGAUGAAGAGGUCUUCCGAAAAUCAGUUCAAGCUCUGAAGUAUAAGGUUGAUGCCUACAAGAAAGAAAUUAAUCUAAUCCAAAAAGUAAUCAAGGAAACUGAAAAGAAAAAGUCCCAGCUCCUUACAAAGUUGAGCAAUCCACAGAUUAAAGACUGUAUGAAAGAACUGAACAAGACUAUUGAGAAUUUGUACCGCACACUGUCCAGGAGAACUGCAAAGUAUGAAGUGAUAAGGGAAGUGGAGAACAUGUCUGUUAAGGAGGUCAGCAGAGCUUCCAGGCCCCCUGCUGUUGUGUUGAAAGGUGCUGACCUAGGGGAGGAUGUGUCAGAGAGCAUGAAGGAGCUUGUUUAUGAACUUCUAAUGAAUGAGGUGAAGAUUGAAGAGGUUAGGCCUGCUUUGUGUGCCAUUGUGCAAAACCUGAGUGAUAAAGACCUGUCUGUGGUGCCCACCAACACAUGGAUCAGAAACUUUGCCAGAGUUGCUGGGCUAAAAGUCAUAACUCGUAGUAAUGUUCUGCGAUGGUAAACUUGAAAUGGAUAUUGAAAAUCCUAAAUGAAAUUUUACUCUUUCUUUGAAUGGCUAAUAUCUCCUGUCCAGACAUUCAGUAUGUCUGAUGAUACACUUCAAGGUGUCAGCAAAUUAAAUCAUAUUUGAUAUUUUGAUGAACAGUCAGUAUUACAAUGUCUUGCUAAUGUUCAGUAGACCAAAUAGUUUAAUGAAUAAUGCCUGAGGCCUACCUGGUAUUGGAUAGUCAAAGGUUCUGCUCCUCAUUGUUUAGGCAUGUAUAUGUUUUCUCAGUUUAUUUCAUAAUAUACUUAGGUAUAUAUUUUUUUAUUCUUGUGAAAAGUUUCAGCCAUUUCAAGGUAUAGCAAGAAAUGUGCAAACUAUGUACCAGUAAAGGAUGAAGUCAGUAUAUAGGGACAUAGUUAUUUAUUUGAAUAUCAUACAUAGUCACCUAUGCAAUUUGCCUUAUACAGUUUCAUAUAUUAAUAUAAUUAUAUGCAGUGGGUGACUUUCCACACCUAUGAUGAGUGGAUGAGGACCAAGACCCUAGUUGUCCUGUAACUGCAGUGAAUUACUUGCACCCUCCGCACGGUGUGAGUAUAGAGGAAGCCACAUGACACCAAGAGAACUAAAGCAUCCAUUUAAAAACAUAUAUAGCAAAAAAAUAAAUGCCUUAUAAUGAUAUGCUGCACUCAAAUGUACUGUACAUAGAGGCAUGUUCUUCCAAUGCCUGUCUGCCUGUUACACUGCCCUGCCUCGGAGGUUUUGUGACCCAUCUUUCAAACACUAGAUGCACACAAGGACCAUGCCAAGUGCCAGAGUUUGACGUAGGGUGCAUGCAUGGAACAUAAGUUCGUUCGCAACAAUAAAAAAAAAAACAUUAGCACUUCAAUAGCAUCAUCACAACUCCAAGGUCGUUUAGACAAAGGCACGAACGAGGACUUUUGAACAUAGCAAUAGAUCAAUGGAGAGAUUCAGUCAGCCUGGUGCUCCCAGAUGAUUAUUUUUGUAUGUAUAUUUGUUCAGAAUUCUAGCCAACUCCUUGAUCUUAAGGGAGAACUGUUCAUGGGCAUGUUAUUCAUUUUAUCUUUUUGUUCACUUACUGUUUGAAAAGCCUGUGUUCCCGCCUCACAUCUGAAUGGGUCCUCUUUUCGUUGGUUGCUUGUGAGGUGAUAUGUAGUCAUUUGUGGAUAAGUCUGUUACAAGUCUACUUCAAAACCCAACUGUCACUUAGCAUAGUCUUCAGUGUGCAUCAAAUAUGUGUUAAAGGACAUCUUACGGAACUCUGGAGGUAGGGUGGUAUAAAGGGAGGAGAGGUGUUGGAAGUACAAGCAUCUCCCUAACUUUUGAAUGAAGAUCCCCAUUAUAAGGGAUUUAUUAUUUUACAUAUAGCUAAGAGAUAAAUAUGUGCUGUGUGACAUUCUCUCACCAUCUUUGAGGUGAUAGUGAUUCUUUGUAGUUACAUUUAGACCUAAUUCUUUUGUACCGAAAAUGGCAACAGGCCAGUUUAUGAAAGUCACCCAUUUGAAUUAUCCAUGUCAUGAGUUGGUGACUAACUAUAAAAGACAGUGAAUGUGAGUAUACCUGAUAAGAUUAAGAAACCCUUACAGCUCAUUGUAAAUCUCCUUUAUAUCUGAUCUGAAGUAAGGUUUGAAACAAUCAA
This is a messenger RNA of Eriocheir sinensis (Chinese mitten crab), 10064 nucleotides long. RefSeq lists its product as uncharacterized. Lineage: Eukaryota; Metazoa; Arthropoda; Malacostraca; Decapoda; Varunidae. The coding region runs from base 563 to 8422 and encodes 2619 amino acids. The record is from RefSeq and is a predicted model, not a curated record. The transcript is spliced from 3 exons.